This is a messenger RNA of Epinephelus lanceolatus (giant grouper), 3093 nucleotides long. It is a transcript of the gene wdr27, whose product is annotated as WD repeat domain 27. NCBI's taxonomy places the organism in Eukaryota, Metazoa, Chordata, Actinopteri, Perciformes, Serranidae. Gene Ontology annotation, molecular function: protein binding. The record is from RefSeq and is a predicted model, not a curated record.
GAAGUAAAUGAAAUACAGCAUGUAUUUAAAGAUGACUCCGCGUUUUCGAAGUUAAUUAACGCUAUAUUCGUUGGCGGCAACGCACUACACCGACGUUUUUUCUGACAGGAGAAAAGAUGGUGAUUGAGAAGCUCAGUUUAACUUGUGAUAGACUCCUGUCACACUGUCAGCUAGCAUGCUGUCACUCUUAUUGUGCUAUACCAAUGCAUGGCAAGGAAAUAUUGAUUUACAGUAUCAUGGACGUAGAGCAGCAGCCUCUGCUGCUAACUGGCCACCAUGGUGAGAUCAUUGCCAUGACCUUUGGGAAACGAAGUGGACCUGUUCUCCUCUGCUCUGCCUCUGCUGACUAUAUCAUUGUCUGGGAUAUUGAACUGUGCCAGAAGAAAACACAGGCGGGUAAAGUUGCAGCGGGAAGAGUUAUCGGGACUUUACUGGGUGAAGUCGUCCACGUUUCAUUCUGCUUCUCUGAUCAACGAGUGGCAGCAUGCUCAGGAACAACUGUAUAUAUUCUCAGCUCAAAGGAGUAUGAUGUGAUCUCUACCUUGACCAGCCAUCUUGGACCUUUAACAUCCGCAGAGUUCUCUCCCUGGAAUAAAGACAUUCUUGUUACCACAUCAGAGGACCGCACUUUUAAGGUGUGGGAUUUAAAAACCGAAGCUGUUUGCUACCAGUCUUUUGUGCUUUCUGCCUUUCCACUGCUCAGUGUGUUGUUUUUGGAGGAGAACAAGCACCUUAUCACUGGCUCAGUUGAUGGACAGCUGUGGUGCUUUUCUCUCCCUGAUGACCACACGUGUGACCUGGUGACCAAAAUGGACCUCCAGAAGAUGGAAAAAAGACAUCAAAUGCACAAAGGGACUGUGAGCCAUCAAGCAGAGUUGGCAGAACGAUCAGCUGUCGAUAACGUAGAGACUUCAAAACCUGUCCUCAGAAUGGCUCUUUGUUGCUCAUUCACUGGCACCAGUAGUGAUCGUGAAAAGGACAACAGCUGGUUAUGUAUUGGAAGCUCAGAUGGCCUGUAUGUGGUGGAUCUGGCUUCCUCAGAGCUCCUAACAGCACUAUAUUUCAAAGAUUACCCCGGCUUGAGUAUCGCAAUGGCUGGGUCAUGGUCAAUUUCUCCAGGGUGGGAUAACUCUAUGGUGUUUUUAGUGAGCUCCUUGCUCACUCCAUGUGUGGUCCUGUUGGAGUUACGUCUGUGUGACCUCGAGAGGGCCUGGGCAUGCGGUGAAGGUUUUUCAGUGUUCCCGAGUUCUCCUCCGCUGCUUGAAUCUCCCCUGAAUGCUCAGUUAAAGAAGAAGGAGUCCGAGCAUCCUAAAAAGAAAGGAGGAAUAAAGGAGCAGCCGCUGGUUUUCCACUCGAAAGUGAAGUCAUCUGGAUAUAGCAGUGCCCCGAGAAGAACUAUGUUUUCGCCUAAAACAAAUAUCCAGAAGAAUCCUUCCUCCAAGAAGUCCAAUAAAAAUACAGGUUCACUCCUCAGAGAUUAUCCAGCAGACAGUGCAGCACCUACGAUUCCACAUAUUCAUCUCAACAUUGUCAACAAACCAGUCCACUGCCUUCAGUAUUCAGGUGACGGAAAAAAAAUCCUGUGUGGUCUUGGCGACAGCUCGGUGUUAUUGUACAAGUCCUCCCUUAAUGGCAAUCCAGCUGUCUACACAGGGCAUGACAAGCCAGUGAGCAGUGUGAGCUGGAGUCUCAACAGACAGUGGUGGCUGAGUGCGUCAGAGGACCAGUCACUACGAAUCUGGACCCAUGGCAGCCCAGAGCCUGCCAUUAUCAUGGGUGACAGUAUGUUCUCCAAACCCAUAAGAAGUGCUCAGUUUUAUUACCUGGACAAAUUUCUGCUUCUGGCAUCGGGGCCAUCUCUAUACUUGUACCUGUACAAUGUGGACGUCACACAUGAUGACAUCAAAAGAUAUCAGCAACGGAGUGUUGUGAAAUUAGCCAGAUGCUUUAAGACAACACCAGCAACAGACAUCACUGCCUUGUCUGCAAUUAAUGACUUCUUCUCUCACAUCGUUCUGGCGUGUGGCUCGGAUCGGUCCAUUCAAGUAUUUGACAUGAACAAAGGUACAGUUGCCUCAGUGCUGCCUGAUGCCCACAGCAGAGCCGUCCACUGCAUUAUACAGAACAAGGGCUCCAUGUUCAGCACACAAACACCAGACUCAUACAACCUCUUCCUCACCAGUGCAGUCACGGAUGGUGUGAAGAUUUGGGAUCUUCGUACACUGAGGUGCGUACGGCGUUAUGAGAACCACAUAAAUCGCUGCCAUCCGUGCUCUUCAGCCAUCUCACCCUGCGGACGCUUCAUUGCCUCAGGCUCUGAGGAUAACUGUGCCUACGUGUAUGAUAUCCGUAGCAGCAGGUACCUCCACAAACUUCAAAAACACUCAGACACUGUACUGAGUGUGACUUUCAACCCUGCCACACCAGAGCUGCUGACUGGGACCCUGGAUGGGAAACUGAGACUGUUUCAGUCCAGCAGUGGGGUCCGUCUGUCUCAUGACACCAGUGCUGAGUACAGCAUCCCCCAUAUGAGUGCUUAAUUACAGCAGGCUGCAGCGAUGGCCAUGCAGGUUUCAUUAAAGCAGUUCCAACCCCCUGGCUAGGAUUUUACUGGGAAAGGAGAAAGUAAAGGUUUUGUUUUUAGUUGUUGGUUAAAUGAGGAUCAAAAAUAGCUACAAGUUUAAAGUUUUUGUUUCGUUGUUAAAAGUGUCCUUCUGCUUCUGUGCUUCAAACUGUAAAAAUGAGCCACACAUUUCAGCUCAUAUUAGUCAAAAUUUCAAUAUGCACAUCAUUAGACCACUUUUCUUUUGACUGUGAUUCAAAGGGAUAUCAGGGGUUUGAUUGAAUAUCUUUCAACAUGUUCAUUUAACCACAUUAUUGUGAUGCAAUGUGUGCUCAAUUACAGAUAAUUACGACUAAAUUUUGCCAAGAACAAUUUUAUCAGCAGUUAUUCCCAUCCAUCCUUCCACACUCUGGAUGGUCAAGCAUCAGAUUUUGUUUGUUCAGUAUGUGGAACAGAUGUACUUCUAUAUCACUGGCUGUGAUCGCUACUUAACAGAUCAUCACAUGGAGCUAUGACAUCAACUGGGUGCA